AUGUCUUCACCAGCCUACAAACCACUCAACACAGGCUGCGCUUUCUGCAAAGGUACCCAGAACCUAUCCCGCUGCGCCAGCUGCCAAAUCUCCACCUACUGCUCCCGCGAGCACCAAGUAACCCACCGAGCCUCCCACAAAAAAACCUGCAACGCCAUCAAAAAAAGCCAGAGAAAAGGUCGUCUCCGAAGAGACCGAACUACGCAACGCACCCCCAGACUUCAUGAUGCCAGCCAACGUCUUCGAAACCUCCAUCGGCCACUUCUGGGGCAUCAUGGGCACGCGGGAUUACAUGCGCGCGCGCUUCGGGCUGGUAGAAGCUAUCAUGGAGCUGAAGCAUGAAAGGAAGGCGGUGGUGGAUGCGCUGGAGCAUUUGAUGGAUUUGUUGAGGUUGUGUCGGAGUGAUAAUAUGGGGGUUAGGGAGAUGGUUCCGCAUCUGAUGUUGAGGCUUGAUCGGGAUCAGGAGGCGUAUGAUUUUGUUAAGUGGUAUGAGACGGAGGGGCAGAGGGGGGAUUAUGAUUGGGGGGAUAUGGAUCUGCCGUUUUUGGAUAUGAAGGAUGCGGAUGUUUGGGACGAGGUGGGGAUUUUUUGUGAGGAGUAUCGGGGUCUUUCGUUUGUGGUUGCAGUGACUUUUUUGAAGGUUAAGAUGUUGAUUGAUCUUCGUGCGCUUAAGGAGGCGGCUGCUGUGAGUGGGAAGGUUCCUGAGGAGUAA
Messenger RNA from Hymenoscyphus albidus, 712 nucleotides. Lineage: Eukaryota; Fungi; Ascomycota; Leotiomycetes; Helotiales; Helotiaceae. The record is from the annotation of a GenBank genome assembly.